Molecule: messenger RNA, 718 nt
Organism: Funneliformis geosporum
Lineage: Eukaryota; Fungi; Glomeromycota; Glomeromycetes; Glomerales; Glomeraceae
Source: the annotation of a GenBank genome assembly
UUUAACGUGUUUUCAAUUAACAAAACAUGUCUUAAAUGAUGAAGGGAGCAGUGAAUACCAGUAUCGAAGCUGGUUUGUGAAUUUGCUAUGUGAAGACAUGUUUCUUGAUUUAAACAAUACUAUCCGAUUACCAACCAGUGGUGAAAUAGAAAUGUUGAUCGCAAAAACCAAAAAGUUCUAUCUAGGUCGGAGAUCUACGGGUUGGUAUCAUGAUGGGAUAUUAACAAUAAACAUAAAUAGCAUCAAUUUUCAAAUCGGUUUCCUUGAGGUGGUUGGAAACGCCAUAGUUGAAAACCAUAAAAAAAAGACCGCCGACCUUCAAAAAAUUUUAAAAGCGAUGCGGUUGGCUUUUUUCCAACUAACAAAAACUUUACAGGAAAAAGGAAUAACUGAUGAAGAAAUGCUUAAACGAAAGCUUGAAACCUAUGGAAUUUUCGUCGAUAGAAGAGAUUUUAUUUUUUAUGCAAUGAUUUAUUAUGAUGGGGCUUAUCUUGUUGACGAAAUUAUUUCGUUUACAAUUCCAGACACGCCGACGCAAUUAUGUUUACUAAAAGAUAUUGUAACUGGUUUAUUGUCGUUCAGGGCUCGUGUUGAACACACAUACACUCAGAUAACUAAUUUGUUAAAAAGCGCAACGUCUCGACGUCGUCCAAGACGAAUGAAAACUGAUAUAGAUGUUUCCCCGGGUACUUCAAAAACUCUCAGAAAGAAAAAAUAG